AUGACUGUCCUUCCUUCAUCGACCGGCAACGACCCAAUGGAGCAGAUUGAGGCAUUCACCGAUCGUUCCAAUUCGCAUACGAACACUGCGAUGUCCGACAACUCCCCACCACGCCGCUCACGGCGACGGGACGAUCUCGAAAAGAACGACAUUCACGCGUCCACGCAACCGACAAACCCCAAGUCUGGCAGAAUCGCCAAAGACUCAAAGCGCGAUUCGAGGCGCAAGAGCCGGACUAAGAUGCCCAAGGAGCAGCUUAAGCCCCUGAGCUUUUGGAACGUGUACUGCGCCAUUGUCACCUUCUGGUGUCCCGACAUGGUCCUCAAAUGCUUUGGCAAGACAACGCGGAACCAGCGAAGGGCAUGGAGAGAAAAGAUGGGGCUGAUCAGCAUCAUUCUUUUCAUCAUGGCCAUUGUUGGCUUUAUCACGUUUGGGUUCACUGCCGUUGUCUGCGGCUCUCCGCCCGAGCGCCUCCGCAUCAAUGAUGUGGGACUGGGGUACAUGAUCUUUCACGGAAGGGCCUACGACCUGGUCAGGUCGCAUCAUCCUCCCGCCGAGGGUAUGCCCCUGCGCCUUGACGGCUUUGGUCCCAAUGUGUUAUACGAUCUGGACACCGAUUAUGGAGGUACUGAUGGCAGCUUCUUCUUUCAGAACGUCAAUGGUGCCUGCAAGGACCUCAUCACCCUAGCCCCCGACUCAGACGUCCCAACUAAUGAAAAAGACGAGCUCGCGUGGUACUUUCCCUGCAAGGCCUUCGCUCAAGAUGGUUCUACUCAGCCUAAUACCACGUUUGAAUACUACCCUGGAUACGCUUGUCACACGACAAGCAAGGCCCGUGACGCCUUCUACCUCGACAUCAAGGGCCAAGCUGAUGUCUACUUCACUUGGGGAGACAUUCGCAACAACUCACGCAACCUGAUGGUCUACAGUGGUCAGGUGCUGGAUCUCGACCUGUUGAACUGGUUCAACGAAUCGCAAGUCGCUGUGCCUGACCGGUUCAAGGAACUGCGAGACAGGACCUCUGAUGUCAACGCCAUGGUCCGCGGCCGCGACGUGACCCGAAUGUUCCAGGGCUCUGGUGACAAGAAGCUUGCACAGUGCUUUGAAGAGAUCAUCAAGGUUGGCUCCGUCGACACGGAGACUGUUGGCUGCAUCGCUUCCAAGGUCGUCCUGUACUGUGCCCUAACCCUUAUUCUGGGCUUGGUCGGUGCUCGAUUCUUCCUCGCGAUUAUCUUCCAGUGGUUCAUUUCCCGCAAGUACGCUGCCAACAAGACGUCGCAAAGCUCAGACCGUCGCAAGCGCAACAGGCAAAUUGAAGACUGGUCGGACGACAUCUACCGUGCCCCUAUUCGACUCCCCGGCGACGUUGGUAGCACCGUUGUCGGCUCUGACCGCAUGAACAAGCGCUCCUCGUUUCUGCCCACGCAGUCACGGUUCUCCACGGUAUAUGGCGACUCGGGCAGCAUGGGCCGACGCAUGCCCACAACCAUGGGUAGUCAAGCUGCUUCGAGCAACCUGCACCCGAACUCGAUUUACAAGCAGGGGAAUGACAGCCGCGCUAGUUUCCUCCAGUCCGACCCCUACGCGUCGAGCAACGGUCCAAGUGAAGGUCCUGGUCCUGCUGGCUUCAUCCACCCUGCCGUCGUGCCUCAGCCUCCAGCUGAUUGGCAACCGUUUGGCUUCCCUCUUGCUCACACGAUGAACUUGGUCACUGCCUACUCUGAAGGUGAGGAAGGCAUGCGAACUACGCUUGACUCCAUCGCUAUGACCGACUACCCCAACAGCCACAAGGUCAUCGUUGUUAUUUGCGACGGCAUGAUCAAGGGUAAAGGAGAGUUGAAGUCCACACCUGAAGUUUGUCUCGGCAUGCUCAAGGACCACACGAUUCCUCCCGAAAUGGUCGAACCCUUCUCGUACGUGGCUGUGGCCAGCGGCGCCAAGCGACACAACAUGGCCAAGAUCUACUGCGGUUACUACGACUACGGGCACCAAUCUGCCAUCCCUCUUGAUAAGCAGCAGCGCGUUCCCAUGAUGGUUGUGGUCAAGACUGGCACGCCUGAUGAAGAGAGUGCUUCCAAGCCCGGGAAUCGUGGAAAGCGCGACAGUCAGAUCAUUCUCAUGUCAUUCCUCCAGAAGGUCAUGUUCGACGAGCGCAUGACAGAACUCGAGUAUGAGAUGUUCAACGGCCUUUGGAAGAUCACUGGUAUAUCCCCCGACUUCUAUGAGAUAAUGCUCAUGGUCGACGCCGAUACCAAGGUCUUCCCCGACAGUCUGACGCACAUGGUGUCUGCCAUGGUAAAGGACCCCGAGAUCAUGGGUCUCUGUGGCGAGACCAAGAUUGCCAACAAGCGCGACAGUUGGGUCACUGCCAUUCAGGUCUUUGAGUACUUUGUGUCGCAUCACUUGGCCAAGUCCUUCGAGUCCGUUUUCGGUGGUGUGACUUGUCUCCCUGGUUGUUUCUGCAUGUACCGUAUCAAGGCACCCAAGGGUGGCCAAAACUACUGGGUUCCCAUCCUCGCCAACCCUGACGUCGUGGAACAUUACUCGGAGAAUGUGGUCGAAACAUUGCACGAGAAGAACUUGUACCUGCUUGGCGAAGAUCGUUAUCUGACGACUCUCAUGCUUCGGACAUUCCCCAAGCGCAAGCAAGUCUUUGUUCCCCAGGCAGUGUGCAAGACUACCGUGCCUGACCAGUUCAUGGUUCUGCUGUCGCAACGUCGCCGCUGGAUCAAUUCCACGAUUCACAACUUGAUGGAGCUCGUCCUCGUUCGCGACUUGUGCGGUACCUUCUGCUUCUCCAUGCAGUUUGUCAUCUUUAUCGAGCUCGUGGGCACACUGGUUCUGCCUGCUGCAAUUGCUUUUACCUUUUACGUUGUUAUCAUCUCGGUUGUCAACUCACCGCCCCAGAUCAUCCCACUGGUCUUGCUUGCUCUCAUUCUGGGUCUGCCUGGUUUGCUGGUCGUCAUCACCGCCCACUCACCUUCUUACAUCGCCUGGAUGUUCAUUUACCUCUUGUCCCUGCCCGUCUGGAACUUUGUCCUACCCACCUACGCCUUCUGGAAAUUCGAUGACUUCUCCUGGGGCGACACACGCAAGACGGAUGGUGGGAAGACCAAAAAGGCUGGUCUUGAAUAUGAGGGUGAAUUCGAUUCGUCCAAGAUCACCAUGAAGCGAUGGGCCGAAUUCGAGCGCGAGAGACGCACUAAGAGUGCUUACUGGGGCUCAAGGGAGAACAUUACGGGUGGAAACCAUGGCAGCUGGGCGCCCCAACCACCCGUCCACCAUUAUGACGACCACUACUACUCGUCGGACGCAUAA
Molecule: messenger RNA, 3318 nt
Organism: Emericellopsis cladophorae
Lineage: Eukaryota; Fungi; Ascomycota; Sordariomycetes; Hypocreales; Bionectriaceae
Product: Chitin synthase-like protein
Exons: 2
Coding region: 1-3318 (1105 amino acids)
Cellular component (GO): cell periphery; cell septum
Molecular function (GO): chitin synthase activity
Source: RefSeq, a predicted model, not a curated record